UACUAUGUAGACUGUACCACACAGAAGACUUGACUGUCUUCUAGCAUGGGGACCCUCUGGCACUUACAAUGCAUUUUAAUUUUCUUCUGUAUUUCGGUGCUGAAUACCACAGGGAUCAAACAAAGACCAACUGGUAGUGUGAGAACAUGGGAUCCUGAAACAGCUUACCUCACUAGAUGUGAUUUUAACAACAACUCGAGACCAUUUUGUGACUGGACCCAACCUUGCACUGUGAACCAGGGAGUGUGGAUACGAACAAAACAUGAGACUCCAACGGAUGGAACAGGUCCUGAUGGAGACUAUCCUGAUGGAAAAGGCUACUUCAUCUACCAAGAAGCAAGUAAUCUGAUCCCAUUCGACACUAACAGGCUUGAGAGCCCAGAUAUUGUGGCUUCUGAAAAAAUAUGCGUAGACUUCUGGUACUAUAUGUAUGGGUCAGAAGACAGGAAUGAACUGAGAGUGCUUAUCCAAGACAGCACAGGGGAGUUUACAGCAUGGAGUCGGAAGGGAAACCAAAGUUCCUCUUGGCUUUAUGGUGCUGUCACACACACUUUUCCAACACAGAGAAAGAUAAAGGUCAUUUUUGAGGCUGUCCGAGGACUGACAGAAUAUGCAGAUACGGCACUGGACAAUGUGAGAGUAAGAGAUGGACCCUGUGAUGCAGUCAGCACCCCUGCACCACCACUACCUACACCAACAGCACCUAUGCCACCUGCUGUGACAGAAGCAACUUGCAUUAUACAUGGAGAUCCUCAUUAUUUAACUUUUGAUAAGCAGCGUCAUGACUUCAUGGGCAACUGCACCUACACGCUCUCCAAGCUGUGUGAGAGCAACAGCUCACUGCCCUACUUCAACGUGGAAGCUGCCAACGAAUACAGGGGAAGCAACACUCAUGUGUCCUAUGUCCAAUCUGUGGACAUCGAUGUUUAUGGCUACAGGAUCAAUCUGGGUCAAAACAGAGUUGUUGAGGUGGAUGGAAUCAGCCAGGUACUCCCUCUGACCUUGGGCAAUAGUGUCAGCAUUUCCCUCAGUGGUCAAUAUGUUGUGGUCACUACUGACUUUGGGCUGAAGGUCAAGUUUGAUGGAAAUCAUAGAGCAGAAAUCACUCUUCCCAGUACCUAUAAAUCGAAAGUCUGUGGGAUAUGUGGAAAUUAUAAUGGGGACAAAAAAGAUGACUUUCUUAACCCAGAUGGAGGGAUGGAAACAGACUCGUCCAGCCUUGGAAACAGUUGGCAAGUUAACAAUGACUCAAGGUGCUUGCCAGAUGAUGGCCAUACCCCAAAUUGCACUGCUGAUGAAAAACAUAUCAUCCAAAGCAGUGAAUACUGUGGUCUGAUCACUGAUCCCAGUGGUCCGUUCCAGAACUGUCACUCAGUAGUCGAUCCACAGAGCAAUUUUGAAGACUGCCAGUAUGAUCUCUGUGAGCUUCAUUUGAGCAGCGAAGCCCUCUGUCAAAACCUGCAGGCUUAUGCAGAUAUGUGCCAAGCUGCAGGAGUCCAGCUGACACCAUGGAGAAAUGCAACCUUCUGCCCACUAGCUUGUCCAGCCAACAGCCACUACGAGCCCUGUGCUGCAGCUUGCCCUGCUACGUGUGUUGACCCCAUGGCACCAUACGACUGCAGCUUGCCCUGCGUGGAGGGAUGUGUAUGCGACAGCGGGUACCUGCUCUACAACAAGCAAUGUGUGCCCAGCCAGCAGUGCGGGUGCUGGCACAACGGGCAGCACUACCCGGUGGGCUCAGAGUUCUGGACGGACAACACCUGCUCGUCCAAGUGCACGUGUCCCGCACGAGGAGGCAAAGUCCAGUGCUCCAGUGCGUCGUGCCCUGCCGGCCAGUUCUGCGGAGUGCAGGAUGGGAAACCCCAGUGCCUGGAUCACUCCUACGGCAUCUGCCACGUCUACGGGGACCCUCACUACAACACCUUUGACGAUGUGAGGCACAACUUCAUGGGGAACUGCACGUACACCCUGGCCAAAGUGUGCUCCAACACCUCCGUGCCCUACUUCAAUGUUGAGGCAAAGAACGAGCAUCGUGGCAACGCCCGAGUGUCCUACGUGCGAGAAGUCGUGGUCGAUGUGUACGGAGAGCGCAUUACCAUACUCAAGCAGGAGAGGAGCCGAGUGCUGGUGAACGGUGUGUUCCGGACCUUGCCGGUGAGCGCAGCAGCAGGAGCCAUCACCGUGAGCAGUAGCGGCCGCUACGUCGUCCUGCAGACGGACUUCAGCCUCCAAGUGUCCUAUGACGCUGACCACUCGGUGGAGGUGAAGGUGCCCACCAGCUACUUCAACCUGACCUGUGGCAUGUGCGGGAACUUCAACAGCAGGAGGGAGGACGAUUACAUGAUGCCCAACGGGCAGCAAGCCGCCGACUCCAAUGCGCUGGGGGAGAGCUGGCAGGUCCCAAGCGAUGACAGUGACACCAGCUGCGGCGUGCCCCCACCGCCGGAGCCCUGCCCAGAAAAUGAGGAGAAGCUCUACGAGUCCGAGCAGUUCUGUGGCAUGCUGACAGCCAGCCCGGGCUUUUUUGAGAGCUGCCACUCGGUGAUCAACCCGCAGAGCUACUUUGAGACCUGCACCUACGACCUUUGUGCCAUGGGUGCUGUGCAGGAGGUGCUGUGUGCUGCACUGGAGGCCUACGCUGACGCAUGCCAGGCAGCUGGCGUGACUCUGCUCCCUUGGAGGAAUGCCACCUUCUGCCCCCUGACAUGCUCUGCCAACAGCUACUAUGACCCUUGCAUGACUGGCUGUCCUGCCACCUGCGUUGACCGACAAGCCCCGCUGAAUUGUUCCAAGCCCUGCAUGGAGGGCUGUGCGUGUGCCUCUGGCUUCCUCCUCAGCGGUGACACCUGUGUGCCCGAGGCCCACUGUGGCUGCCUCUUUGAGGACAACUACUACAGCCAAGGCGAGUCCUUUGUGAACGAGAACUGCUCUCGCCAGUGCCGUUGUGAAGCCAGCGGCCAGAUGGUUUGCUCUGCAUUGUCCUGUGGUGAGGAGGAGGUCUGCAAGAUCCAGAACGGCCAGCGGGGAUGCUUCCCAGCCAGCACGGCUCUGUGCCAUAUCUAUGGCGACCCGCAUUACAACACCUUCGAUGGGAAGCUUCACCACUUCCAGGGCUCCUGCAACUACACAGUGGUGACGGCCUGUGACAACUCCUCCCUUGGCUUCAGCAUCACCAUUCGCAACGAACAUCGGGGCAACCCGAGCUGGACAGCUCUGAACUCUGUGGCACUGUCCAUGGAAAGCCUCCACAUUGCACUGCGCAAGAAGAAGGAUGUCUAUAUCAAUGGUGUUCUGGUCACCCUGCCUGCUUCUCCAACGCCCAGCGUGAACGUUUCCCUGAGUGGCUCCUACGUGCAAGUUUCUACCAAGCUGGGCCUGCAGCUGCAGUUUGACGGGGACCAGGACCUCCUGGUGAGGGUGUCAGAGAAGCACAAGGGCAAGCUGUGUGGGCUGUGUGGGACAUAUACGGGCAGCAAGGAAGAUGACUUCAAACGACCUGAUGGGGUCGUUGUGUCUGACUUCAAUGACUUUGGAGCCAGCUGGAUGGUGCCGGAUGAUGAGUGGAAGUGUGAGACGACCAUCGUCCCGCCUGUGUCCUGCUCCGCGUCGGAGGAGGAAGCAGCUCAAAGGAAGUGUGAAGUGCUCACACAAGCCGGUGGCCCGUUUGAGCCGUGCCACGCAGUUCUGCCACCACAGGAGUACUUUGAGAGCUGCGUCUAUGACCAGUGUGGCACGGGUGGCAGCACAGAUCAGCUGUGCAGUGACCUGAGUUCUUAUGCAGAAGCCUGUGCUGUGGCAGGGGUUGUUCUGGGAGACUGGAGCGCUGGCACGGUCUGCGCUUCCCCAGCAGCCUGCAAUUUCUCCUGCACGUUUGAUGUUGACUUCUGCGAGUGGGUCCAGGAGCCGUCCAGCAGCAUUGACUGGAUAAGGCACAAGGGACCAACGCCCUCUCCAGAUACGGGCCCUUCCUUUGACCACACGACUGGAGAUGGCUACUACAUCUACCUGCAUGGCGACGAUCCCUACCAUGGCUUUGUGUCACAGCUGGCCAGCCCGGUGUGCAAUUCAACGGGACCACACUGCUUCCGCUUCUGGUAUCACAUGUAUGGAGUGGCUGAAUCCAUGGCCCUGCGGGUGUAUGUGGCUCGGGACGGGGAGCUACUGGAGGUCUGGAAAAGCGUUGGGAACCACGGGGACAGAUGGAUCUUGGGAGAGGUCACGGUGCACAGUACAGGAAACUUGCAGCUUGUCCUUGAGGGAGAAUGGGGGGAAGAUUUCCGCAGCGACGUGGCACUGGAUGAUCUGUCCAUUGAACAGGGAUACUGUCCAGGCGAUGUGACCCCAACGCCAGGCCCCGACACCACCACAACGGUGACAGGAACAUCCACACCAACACCACAGCCAAGCUCAGGAAUGUGUGUGGUGGAGGGAGAUCCUCACUACCACACGUUUGACAAUCAAAUACACCACUUCAUGGGCAACUGCACCUACACCCUCUCCAAGCUGUGCGAGAGCAACAGUUCACUGCCCUACUUCAACGUGGAGGCGGCCAACGAACACAGAGGAAGCAACACGCGCGUGUCCUACGUCCAGUACGUGGACGUCGAUGUGUACGGCCAGCACAUCAGGCUUGGGAAGGGUGGCGUGGUGAUGGUCAACGGAGAGGCAGAGGUGCUGCCCUGCACCCCAUCUGUGGGCGUGCAGGUCUGGUCCAGCGGGUUCUACACCGUGGUCACAACAGACUUUGGCUUGAGCGUGAAGUUUGAUGGGAACCAUCGGGUGGAGGUGUCGCUUCCAAGCACCUUUGGGCAGCAGGUUUGCGGCAUGUGUGGCAACUACAACGGGAUGGCAGCAGACGACUUCCUGAACCCGGACGGAGUGCUGGAGCCAGACUCCACCAGCCUGGGUAACAGCUGGCAGGUGUCCAACGACAGCAGCUGCUCAGCUGGAACGCAGUCCCCGCCAGCAUGCACUGAGACAGACAAGCAGGUCAUUGCCAGCAGCAACUUCUGCGGGCUCCUCACAGACAUCAGCGGCCCGUUUGAAGUGUGCCACUCUGUGCUGAGUCCCAGCGGCUACUUCGACACGUGCCUCUAUGACCUGUGUGAGCUGGGGCUUGAUCGCGAGGCACUGUGCAACAGCUUGCAGUCCUAUGCAGAUGCCUGCCAGGCGCUUGGUGUCCAGAUCCCCGUGUGGAGGAACGCAACAUUCUGCCCCAUCACGUGCCCAGCCAACAGCCACUACGAGCCCUGUGCUGCAGCUUGCCCUGCUACGUGUGUUGACCCCAUGGCACCUGUUACAUGCGGAUUGCCAUGCGUGGAGGGAUGUGUAUGCGACAGCGGGUACCUGCUCUACAACAAGCAAUGUGUGCCCAGCCAGCAGUGCGGGUGCUGGCACAACGGGCAGCACUACCCGGUGGGCUCAGAGUUCUGGACGGACAACACCUGCUCGUCCAAGUGCACGUGUCCCGCACGAGGAGGCAAAGUCCAGUGCUCCAGUGCGUCGUGCCCUGCCGGCCAGUUCUGCGGAGUGCAGGAUGGGAAACCCCAGUGCCUGGAUCACUCCUACGGCAUCUGCCACAUCUACGGGGACCCUCACUACAACACAUUUGACGAUGUGAGGCACAACUUCAUGGGGAACUGCACGUACACCCUGGCCAAAGUGUGCUCCAACACCUCCGUGCCCUACUUCAAUGUUGAGGCAAAGAACGAGCAUCGUGGCAACGCCCGAGUGUCCUACGUGCGAGAAGUCGUGGUCGAUGUGUACGGAGAGCGCAUUACCAUACUCAAGCAGGAGAGGAGCCGAGUGCUGGUGAACGGUGUGUUCCGGACCUUGCCGGUGAGCGCAGCAGCAGGAGCCAUCACCGUGAGCAGUAGCGGCCGCUACGUCGUCCUGCAGACGGACUUCAGCCUCCAAGUGUCCUAUGACGCUGACCACUCGGUGGAGGUGAAGGUGCCCACCAGCUACUUCAACCUGACCUGUGGCAUGUGCGGGAACUUCAACAGCAGGAGGGAGGACGAUUACAUGAUGCCCAACGGGCAGCAAGCCGCCGACUCCAAUGCGCUGGGGGAGAGCUGGCAGGUCCCAAGCGAUGACAGUGACCCCAGCUGCGGCGUGCCCCCACCGCCGGAGCCCUGCCCAGAAAAUGAGGAGAAGCUCUACGAGUCCGAGCAGUUCUGUGGCAUGCUGACAGCCAGCCCGGGCUUUUUUGAGAGCUGCCACUCGGUGAUCAACCCGCAGAGCUACUUUGAGACCUGCACCUACGACCUUUGUGCCAUGGGUGCUGUGCAGGAGGUGCUGUGUGCUGCACUGGAGGCCUAUGCUGACGCAUGCCAGGCAGCUGGCGUGACUCUGCUCCCUUGGAGGAAUGCCACCUUCUGCCCCCUGACAUGCUCUGCCAACAGCUACUAUGACCCUUGCAUGACUGGCUGUCCUGCCACCUGUGUUGACCGACAAGCCCCGCUGAAUUGUUCCAAGCCCUGCAUGGAGGGCUGUGCGUGUGCCUCUGGCUUCCUCCUCAGCGGUGACACCUGUGUGCCCGAGGCCCACUGUGGCUGCCUCUUUGAGGACAACUACUACAGCCAAGGCGAGUCCUUUGUGAACGAGAACUGCUCUCGCCAGUGCCGUUGUGAAGCCAGCGGCCAGAUGGUUUGCUCUGCAUUGUCCUGUGGUGAGGAGGAGGUCUGCAAGAUCCAGAACGGCCAGCGGGGAUGCUUCCCAUUCUCAGGCGAUGUGACCCCAACGCCAGGCCCCGACACCACCACAACGGUGACAGGAACAUCCACACCAACACCACAGCCAAGCUCAGGAAUGUGUGUGGUGGAGGGAGAUCCUCACUACCACACGUUUGACAAUCAAAUACACCACUUCAUGGGCAACUGCACCUACACCCUCUCCAAGUUGUGCGAGAGCAACAGUUCACUGCCCUACUUCAACGUGGAGGCGGCCAACGAACACAGAGGAAGCAACACGCGCGUGUCCUACGUCCAGUACGUGGACGUCGAUGUGUACGGCCAGCACAUCAGGCUUGGGAAGGGUGGCGUGGUGAUGGUCAACGGAGAGGCAGAGGUGCUGCCCUGCACCCCAUCUGUGGGCGUGCAGGUCUGGUCCAGCGGGUUCUACACCGUGGUCACAACAGACUUUGGCUUGAGCGUGAAGUUUGAUGGGAACCAUCGGGUGGAGGUGUCGCUUCCAAGCACCUUUGGGCAGCAGGUUUGCGGCAUGUGUGGCAACUACAACGGGAUGGCAGCAGACGACUUCCUGAACCCGGACGGAGUGCUGGAGCCAGACUCCACCAGCCUGGGUAACAGCUGGCAGGUGUCCAACGACAGCAGCUGCUCAGCUGGAACGCAGUCCCCGCCAGCAUGCACUGAGACAGACAAGCAGGUCAUUGCCAGCAGCAACUUCUGCGGGCUCCUCACAGACAUCAGCGGCCCGUUUGAAGUGUGCCACUCUGUGCUGAGUCCCAGCGGCUACUUCGACACGUGCCUCUAUGACCUGUGUGAGCUGGGGCUUGAUCGCGAGGCACUGUGCAACAGCUUGCAGUCCUAUGCAGAUGCCUGCCAGGCGCUUGGUGUCCAGAUCCCCGUGUGGAGGAACGCAACAUUCUGCCCCAUCACGUGCCCAGCCAACAGCCACUACGAGCCCUGUGCUGCAGCUUGCCCUGCUACGUGUGUUGACCCCAUGGCACCUGUUACAUGCGGAUUGCCGUGCGUGGAGGGAUGUGUAUGCGACAGCGGGUACCUGCUCUACAACAAGCAAUGUGUGCCCAGCCAGCAGUGCGGGUGCUGGCACAACGGGCAGCACUACCCGGUGGGCUCAGAGUUCUGGACGGACAACACCUGCUCGUCCAAGUGCACGUGUCCCGCACGAGGAGGCAAAGUCCAGUGCUCCAGUGCGUCGUGCCCUGCCGGCCAGUUCUGCGGAGUGCAGGAUGGGAAACCCCAGUGCCUGGAUCACUCCUACGGCAUCUGCCACGUCUACGGGGACCCUCACUACAACACCUUUGACGAUGUGAGGCACAACUUCAUGGGGAACUGCACGUACACCCUGGCCAAAGUGUGCUCCAACACCUCCGUGCCCUACUUCAAUGUUGAGGCAAAGAACGAGCAUCGUGGCAACGCCCGAGUGUCCUACGUGCGAGAAGUCGUGGUCGAUGUGUACGGAGAGCGCAUUACCAUACUCAAGCAGGAGAGGAGCCGAGUGCUGGUGAACGGUGUGUUCCGGACCUUGCCGGUGAGCGCAGCAGCAGGAGCCAUCACCGUGAGCAGUAGCGGCCGCUACGUCGUCCUGCAGACGGACUUCAGCCUCCAAGUGUCCUAUGACGCUGACCACUCGGUGGAGGUGAAGGUGCCCACCAGCUACUUCAACCUGACCUGUGGCAUGUGCGGGAACUUCAACAGCAGGAGGGAGGACGAUUACAUGAUGCCCAACGGGCAGCAAGCCGCCGACUCCAAUGCGCUGGGGGAGAGCUGGCAGGUCCCAAGCGAUGACAGUGACACCAGCUGCGGCGUGCCCCCACCGCCGGAGCCCUGCCCAGAAAAUGAGGAGAAGCUCUACGAGUCCGAGCAGUUCUGUGGCAUGCUGACAGCCAGCCCGGGCUUUUUUGAGAGCUGCCACUCGGUGAUCAACCCGCAGAGCUACUUUGAGACCUGCACCUACGACCUUUGUGCCAUGGGUGCUGUGCAGGAGGUGCUGUGUGCUGCACUGGAGGCCUACGCUGACGCAUGCCAGGCAGCUGGCGUGACUCUGCUCCCUUGGAGGAAUGCCACCUUCUGCCCCCUGACAUGCUCUGCCAACAGCUACUAUGACCCUUGCAUGACUGGCUGUCCUGCCACCUGUGUUGACCGACAAGCCCCGCUGAAUUGUUCCAAGCCCUGCAUGGAGGGCUGUGCGUGUGCCUCUGGCUUCCUCCUCAGCGGUGACACCUGUGUGCCCGAGGCCCACUGUGGCUGCCUCUUUGAGGACAACUACUACAGCCAAGGCGAGUCCUUUGUGAACGAGAACUGCUCUCGCCAGUGCCGUUGUGAAGCCAGCGGCCAGAUGGUUUGCUCUGCAUUGUCCUGUGGUGAGGAGGAGGUCUGCAAGAUCCAGAACGGCCAGCGGGGAUGCUUCCCAUUCUCAGGUUCAUCAACACCAAAUCCUGAGACACCCUCGCCAGACACCACAACGCCACCUCCACACCCAGCGACAACCACACCAAGCUCAGCUUCCCCAGCAGCCUGCAAUUUCUCCUGCACGUUUGAUGUUGACUUCUGCGAGUGGGUCCAGGAGCCGUCCAGCAGCAUUGACUGGAUAAGGCACAAGGGACCAACGCCCUCUCCAGAUACGGGCCCUUCCUUUGACCACACGACUGGAGAUGGCUACUACAUCUACCUGCAUGGCGACGAUCCCUACCAUGGCUUUGUGUCACAGCUGGCCAGCCCGGUGUGCAAUUCAACGGGACCACACUGCUUCCGCUUCUGGUAUCACAUGUAUGGAGUGGCUGAAUCCAUGGCCCUGCGGGUGUAUGUGGCUCGGGACGGGGAGCUACUGGAGGUCUGGAAAAGCGUUGGGAACCACGGGGACAGAUGGAUCUUGGGAGAGGUCACGGUGCACAGUACAGGAAACUUGCAGCUUGUCCUUGAGGGAGAAUGGGGGGAAGAUUUCCGCAGCGACGUGGCACUGGAUGAUCUGUCCAUUGAACAGGGAUACUGUCCAGGCGAUGUGACCCCAACGCCAGGCCCCGACACCACCACAACGGUGACAGGAACAUCCACACCAACACCACAGCCAAGCUCAGGUUCAUCAACACCAAAUCCUGAGACACCCUCGCCAGACACCACAACGCCACCUCCACACCCAGUGACAACCACACCAAGCUCAGGUUCAUCAACACCAAAUCCUGAGACACCCUCACCAGACACCACAACGCCACCUCCACACCCAGUGACAACCACACCAAGCUCAGGUUCAUCAACACCAAAUCCUGAGACACCCUCACCAGACACCACAACGCCACCUCCACACCCAGCGACAACCACACCAAGCUCAGGUUCAUCAACACCAAAUCCUGAGACACCCUCGCCAGACACCACAACGCCACCUCCACACCCAGCGACAACCACACCAAGCUCAGGUUCAUCAACAACAAAAACUGAGGCACCCUCGCCAGACACCACAACACCACCUCCACACCCAGCAACCACCACACCAAGCUCAGUUCUGCCACCCCAGGAGUACUUUGAGAGCUGCGUCUAUGACCAGUGUGGCACGGGUGGCAGCACAGAUCAGCUGUGCAGUGACCUGAGUUCUUAUGCAGAAGCCUGUGCUGUGGCAGGGGUUGUUCUGGGAGACUGGAGCGCUGGCACGGUCUGCGGCGAUGUGACCCCAACGCCAGGCCCCGACACCACCACAACGGUGACAGGAACAUCCACACCAACACCACAGCCAAGCUCAGGAAUGUGUGUGGUGGAGGGAGAUCCUCACUACCACACGUUUGACAAUCAAAUACACCACUUCAUGGGCAACUGCACCUACACCCUCUCCAAGCUGUGCGAGAGCAACAGUUCACUGCCCUACUUCAACGUGGAGGCGGCCAACGAACACAGAGGAAGCAACACGCGCGUGUCCUACGUCCAGUACGUGGACGUCGAUGUGUACGGCCAGCACAUCAGGCUUGGGAAGGGUGGCGUGGUGAUGGUCAACGGAGAGGCAGAGGUGCUGCCCUGCACCCCAUCUGUGGGCGUGCAGGUCUGGUCCAGCGGGUUCUACACCGUGGUCACAACAGACUUUGGCUUGAGCGUGAAGUUUGAUGGGAACCAUCGGGUGGAGGUGUCGCUUCCAAGCACCUUUGGGCAGCAGGUUUGCGGCAUGUGUGGCAACUACAACGGGAUGGCAGCAGACGACUUCCUGAACCCGGACGGAGUGCUGGAGCCAGACUCCACCAGCCUGGGUAACAGCUGGCAGGUGUCCAACGACAGCAGCUGCUCAGCUGGAACGCAGUCCCCGCCAGCAUGCACUGAGACAGACAAGCAGGUCAUUGCCAGCAGCAACUUCUGCGGGCUCCUCACAGACAUCAGCGGCCCGUUUGAAGUGUGCCACUCUGUGCUGAGUCCCAGCGGCUACUUCGACACGUGCCUCUAUGACCUGUGUGAGCUGGGGCUUGAUCGCGAGGCACUGUGCAACAGCUUGCAGUCCUAUGCAGAUGCCUGCCAGGCGCUUGGUGUCCAGAUCCCCGUGUGGAGGAACGCAACAUUCUGCCCCAUCACGUGCCCAGCCAACAGCCACUACGAGCCCUGUGCUGCAGCUUGCCCUGCUACGUGUGUUGACCCCAUGGCACCUGUUACAUGCGGAUUGCCGUGCGUGGAGGGAUGUGUAUGCGACAGCGGGUACCUGCUCUACAACAAGCAAUGUGUGCCCAGCCAGCAGUGCGGGUGCUGGCACAACGGGCAGCACUACCCGGUGGGCUCAGAGUUCUGGACGGACAACACCUGCUCGUCCAAGUGCACGUGUCCCGCACGAGGAGGCAAAGUCCAGUGCUCCAGUGCGUCGUGCCCUGCCGGCCAGUUCUGCGGAGUGCAGGAUGGGAAACCCCAGUGCCUGGAUCACUCCUACGGCAUCUGCCACAUCUACGGGGACCCUCACUACAACACAUUUGACGAUGUGAGGCACAACUUCAUGGGGAACUGCACGUACACCCUGGCCAAAGUGUGCUCCAACACCUCCGUGCCCUACUUCAAUGUUGAGGCAAAGAACGAGCAUCGUGGCAACGCCCGAGUGUCCUACGUGCGAGAAGUCGUGGUCGAUGUGUACGGAGAGCGCAUUACCAUACUCAAGCAGGAGAGGAGCCGAGUGCUGGUGAACGGUGUGUUCCGGACCUUGCCGGUGAGCGCAGCAGCAGGAGCCAUCACCGUGAGCAGUAGCGGCCGCUACGUCGUCCUGCAGACGGACUUCAGCCUCCAAGUGUCCUAUGACGCUGACCACUCGGUGGAGGUGAAGGUGCCCACCAGCUACUUCAACCUGACCUGUGGCAUGUGCGGGAACUUCAACAGCAGGAGGGAGGACGAUUACAUGAUGCCCAACGGGCAGCAAGCCGCCGACUCCAAUGCGCUGGGGGAGAGCUGGCAGGUCCCAAGCGAUGACAGUGACCCCAGCUGCGGCGUGCCCCCACCGCCGGAGCCCUGCCCAGAAAAUGAGGAGAAGCUCUACGAGUCCGAGCAGUUCUGUGGCAUGCUGACAGCCAGCCCGGGCUUUUUUGAGAGCUGCCACUCGGUGAUCAACCCGCAGAGCUACUUUGAGACCUGCACCUACGACCUUUGUGCCAUGGGUGCUGUGCAGGAGGUGCUGUGUGCUGCACUGGAGGCCUAUGCUGACGCAUGCCAGGCAGCUGGCGUGACUCUGCUCCCUUGGAGGAAUGCCACCUUCUGCCCCCUGACAUGCUCUGCCAACAGCUACUAUGACCCUUGCAUGACUGGCUGUCCUGCCACCUGCGUUGACCGACAAGCCCCGCUGAAUUGUUCCAAGCCCUGCAUGGAGGGCUGUGCGUGUGCCUCUGGCUUCCUCCUCAGCGGUGACACCUGUGUGCCCGAGGCCCACUGUGGCUGCCUCUUUGAGGACAACUACUACAGCCAAGGCGAGUCCUUUGUGAACGAGAACUGCUCUCGCCAGUGCCGUUGUGAAGCCAGCGGCCAGAUGGUUUGCUCUGCAUUGUCCUGUGGUGAGGAGGAGGUCUGCAAGAUCCAGAACGGCCAGCGGGGAUGCUUCCCAUUCUCAGGUUCAUCAACACCAAAUCCUGAGACACCCUCGCCAGACACCACAACGCCACCUCCACACCCAGUGACAACCACACCAAGCUCAGGUUCAUCAACACCAAAUCCUGAGACACCCUCGCCAGACACCACAACGCCACCUCCACACCCAGCGACAACCACACCAAGCUCAGGUUCAUCAACACCAAAUCCUGAGACACCCUCGCCAGACACCACAACGCCACCUCCACACCCAGUGACAACCACACCAAGCUCAGGUUCAUCAACACCAAAUCCUGAGACACCCUCACCAGACACCACAACGCCACCUCCACACCCAGUGACAACCACACCAAGCUCAGGCGAUGUGACCCCAACGCCAGGCCCCGACACCACCACAACGGUGACAGGAACAUCCACACCAACACCACAGCCAAGCUCAGGAAUGUGUGUGGUGGAGGGAGAUCCUCACUACCACACGUUUGACAAUCAAAUACACCACUUCAUGGGCAACUGCACCUACACCCUCUCCAAGCUGUGCGAGAGCAACAGUUCACUGCCCUACUUCAAUGUGGAGGCGGCCAACGAACACAGAGGAAGCAACACGCGCGUGUCCUACGUCCAGUACGUGGACGUCGAUGUGUACGGCCAGCACAUCAGGCUUGGGAAGGGUGGCGUGGUGAUGGUCAACGGAGAGGCAGAGGUGCUGCCCUGCACCCCAUCUGUGGGCGUGCAGGUCUGGUCCAGCGGGUUCUACACCGUGGUCACAACAGACUUUGGCUUGAGCGUGAAGUUUGAUGGGAACCAUCGGGUGGAGGUGUCGCUUCCAAGCACCUUUGGGCAGCAGGUUUGCGGCAUGUGUGGCAACUACAACGGGAUGGCAGCAGACGACUUCCUGAACCCGGACGGAGUGCUGGAGCCAGACUCCACCAGCCUGGGUAACAGCUGGCAGGUGUCCAACGACAGCAGCUGCUCAGCUGGAACGCAGUCCCCGCCAGCAUGCACUGAGACAGACAAGCAGGUCAUUGCCAGCAGCAACUUCUGCGGGCUCCUCACAGACAUCAGCGGCCCGUUUGAAGUGUGCCACUCUGUGCUGAGUCCCAGCGGCUACUUCGACACGUGCCUCUAUGACCUGUGUGAGCUGGGGCUUGAUCGCGAGGCACUGUGCAACAGCUUGCAGUCCUAUGCAGAUGCCUGCCAGGCGCUUGGUGUCCAGAUCCCCGUGUGGAGGAACGCAACAUUCUGCCCCAUCACGUGCCCAGCCAACAGCCACUACGAGCCCUGUGCUGCAGCUUGCCCUGCUACGUGUGUUGACCCCAUGGCACCUGUUACAUGCGGAUUGCCGUGCGUGGAGGGAUGUGUAUGCGACAGCGGGUACCUGCUCUACAACAAGCAAUGUGUGCCCAGCCAGCAGUGCGGGUGCUGGCACAACGGGCAGCACUACCCGGUGGGCUCAGAGUUCUGGACGGACAACACCUGCUCGUCCAAGUGCACGUGUCCCGCACGAGGAGGCAAAGUCCAGUGCUCCAGUGCGUCGUGCCCUGCCGGCCAGUUCUGCGGAGUGCAGGAUGGGAAACCCCAGUGCCUGGAUCACUCCUACGGCAUCUGCCACGUCUACGGGGACCCUCACUACAACACCUUUGACGAUGUGAGGCACAACUUCAUGGGGAACUGCACGUACACCCUGGCCAAAGUGUGCUCCAACACCUCCGUGCCCUACUUCAAUGUUGAGGCAAAGAACGAGCAUCGUGGCAACGCCCGAGUGUCCUACGUGCGAGAAGUCGUGGUCGAUGUGUACGGAGAGCGCAUUACCAUACUCAAGCAGGAGAGGAGCCGAGUGCUGGUGAACGGUGUGUUCCGGACCUUGCCGGUGAGCGCAGCAGCAGGAGCCAUCACCGUGAGCAGUAGCGGCCGCUACGUCGUCCUGCAGACGGACUUCAGCCUCCAAGUGUCCUAUGACGCUGACCACUCGGUGGAGGUGAAGGUGCCCACCAGCUACUUCAACCUGACCUGUGGCAUGUGCGGGAACUUCAACAGCAGGAGGGAGGACGAUUACAUGAUGCCCAACGGGCAGCAAGCCGCCGACUCCAAUGCGCUGGGGGAGAGCUGGCAGGUCCCAAGCGAUGACAGUGACCCCAGCUGCGGCGUGCCCCCACCGCCGGAGCCCUGCCCAGAAAAUGAGGAGAAGCUCUACGAGUCCGAGCAGUUCUGUGGCAUGCUGACAGCCAGCCCGGGCUUUUUUGAGAGCUGCCACUCGGUGAUCAACCCGCAGAGCUACUUUGAGACCUGCACCUACGACCUUUGUGCCAUGGGUGCUGUGCAGGAGGUGCUGUGUGCUGCACUGGAGGCCUACGCUGACGCAUGCCAGGCAGCUGGCGUGACUCUGCUCCCUUGGAGGAAUGCCACCUUCUGCCCCCUGACAUGCUCUGCCAACAGCUACUAUGACCCUUGCAUGACUGGCUGUCCUGCCACCUGUGUUGACCGACAAGCCCCGCUGAAUUGUUCCAAGCCCUGCAUGGAGGGCUGUGCGUGUGCCUCUGGCUUCCUCCUCAGCGGUGACACCUGUGUGCCCGAGGCCCACUGUGGCUGCCUCUUUGAGGACAACUACUACAGCCAAGGCGAGUCCUUUGUGAACGAGAACUGCUCUCGCCAGUGCCGUUGUGAAGCCAGCGGCCAGAUGGUUUGCUCUGCAUUGUCCUGUGGUGAGGAGGAGGUCUGCAAGAUCCAGAACGGCCAGCGGGGAUGCUUCCCAUUCUCAGGUUCAUCAACACCAAAUCCUGAGACACCCUCGCCAGACACCACAACGCCACCUCCACACCCAGCGACAACCACACCAAGCUCAGAUCUGCUUCAGGGUCAGUGCCUAGGGUUUGGGAGGGAUGUAGUUAUGGGAUUGUGGUUUCCUUUUCCCCCAGCCAUGCUGCUGGGAGAGUACUUGAGUGGCACACUUUUCUCAGAAGAGUCACUGUGUUCACCCUGCCCACUGCCUUCAUUGUCGUGCCACUGGGGUACUUGGGAAUGGCCACAAGCCAGUGGCCCGUUUGAGCCGUGCCACGCAGUUCUGCCACCCCAGGAGUACUUUGAGAGCUGCGUCUAUGACCAGUGUGGCACGGGUGGCAGCACAGAUCAGCUGUGCAGUGACCUGAGUUCUUAUGCAGAAGCCUGUGCUGUGGCAGGGGUUGUUCUGGGAGACUGGAGCGCUGGCACGGUCUGCGCUUCCCCAGCAGCCUGCAAUUUCUCCUGCACGUUUGAUGUUGACUUCUGCGAGUGGGUCCAGGAGCCGUCCAGCAGCAUUGACUGGAUAAGGCACAAGGGACCAACGCCCUCUCCAGAUACGGGCCCUUCCUUUGACCACACGACUGGAGAUGGCUACUACAUCUACCUGCAUGGCGACGAUCCCUACCAUGGCUUUGUGUCACAGCUGGCCAGCCCGGUGUGCAAUUCAACGGGACCACACUGCUUCCGCUUCUGGUAUCACAUGUAUGGAGUGGCUGAAUCCAUGGCCCUGCGGGUGUAUGUGGCUCGGGACGGGGAGCUACUGGAGGUCUGGAAAAGCGUUGGGAACCACGGGGACAGAUGGAUCUUGGGAGAGGUCACGGUGCACAGUACAGGAAACUUGCAGCUUGUCCUUGAGGGAGAAUGGGGGGAAGAUUUCCGCAGCGACGUGGCACUGGAUGAUCUGUCCAUUGAACAGGGAUACUGUCCAGGCGAUGUGACCCCAACGCCAGGCCCCGACACCACCACAACGGUGACAGGAACAUCCACACCAACACCACAGCCAAGCUCAGGUUCAUCAACACCAAAUCCUGAGACACCCUCGCCAGACACCACAACGCCACCUCCACACCCAGCGACAACCACACCAAGCUCAGGUUCAUCAACACCAAAUCCUGAGACACCCUCGCCAGACACCACAACGCCACCUCCACACCCAGCGACAACCACACCAAGCUCAGGUUCAUCAACACCAAAUCCUGAGACACCCUCGCCAGACACCACAACGCCACCUCCACACCCAGUGACAACCACACCAAGCUCAGGUUCAUCAACAACAAAAACUGAGACACCCUUCCCAGACACCACAUUGCCGCCUCCACACCCAGCAACCACCACACCAAGCCCAGGCCGUGCUUCCUGCAGUGCCUCUGGGGAUCCACAUUACAACACUUUUGACCAGAGAGUUCAUAAUUUCAUGGGAAACUGUUCUUACACCCUCUCCAAAGUGUGUAACAUCUCUCAGAAUAUUCCAUACUUUGAUGUGUCCACAACAAAUGAGCACAGAGGAUCCAACACCAAAGUCUCUUAUGUGAAGUCAGUACAAGUGGAAGUCUAUGGCUAUCAGAUUUCUAUGCUGAAAAGCAAGAAAGUGAAUGUGAAUGGCAGCAGAAUGAACCUACCCAUAUUUAUUGAAAAGAAGAUCAGUAUUCAAAGCAGUGGUGGUUAUGUUCUCUUGGAAACUGACUUUGGACUGUGGGUGAGAUAUGAUGGAAAUCACUAUGCAGAAGUCUCUGUGCCCUCUGAUUACAGUGGUCUGCUCUGUGGCCUGUGUGGUAAUUAUAAUGGUGAUCCAAAUGAUGACAACAUAAAGCCUAAUGGUGACAUUGCAAGUAAUUCCAAUGAGCUUGGACAAAGCUGGCUUGUAACUGACAAUAACACCAUGUGCUCUGUUGGAACAGAAGACCAAUGUGAUGCUGCGCUGGAGAGUGAAGCAAAGAAGAAUACAGCAUGUGGCAUGAUCACAGAUCCAACAGGAAUCUUCAAGGAUUGCCACGACAAAGUGCCUCCAGAAAAUUUCUUCAAUAAUUGUGUUUAUGACAUGUGUUUCACUGAGGGACAGGCAACAUCCUUAUGCUAUGGACUGCAGGCCUACGCUGAGUCAUGCACCAAUGCUGGAAUAUGUAUAGAGUGGAGAAAUGCUACUCUUUGCCCAAUGUCCUGUCCUGGAGGCAGCAUCUACCAAGGCUGUGGAACUAGGUGUCCUUCUACUUGUGUGGGUUCCUCAGCCACUAAUAGCUGUAGCUCACUGCCAGUGGAGGGUUGCUUCUGUAAGGACGGCUAUGUUCUGAGUGGGGACACAUGUGUGCUAGAAAGCAACUGUGGUUGUGUUGAUGACGAAAACCGCUAUCACGAGCUGGGUGAAAGCUGGUUCACCAGUUCUUCCUGCACAGAACGCUGCACUUGCAAUGCUAAUAACGUGAUCGCUUGUUCAGUCUGGGAGUGUGGAGUACGAGAGGAAUGCAGUGUUAAGGAUGGUGUGCUGGGCUGUCAUUCCAAUGGCCAAGUAACUUGUCAGGUGGCAGGAGAUCCCCACUAUUUCACUUUUGAUGGAUUGAUGUACACAUUUGUGGGUACCUGCACCUACACCCUGGUUCAGUCUGUCAACAACGGUGUGGACCCAAUAACCAUCCUUGGCAAGAAUGAAGACCGAGGGCUAAGAGGGGCCACUUACCUGAAAGAAGUCUACAUAGAUGUGUAUGACACACGAAUCACCCUUCGGAAAAGCAAAGAAAUCCUGCUGAACAAUGAGAGGGUCUACAGUCCAGUGGAGAACCGGGUGCGGGGCGUAUCCGUUGGAAAUGUUGGCAGUUACCUAGUAGUGGAAACAGACUUUGGUGUGAUAGUGAAAUAUGAUGGCGAUGAUCAUCUGGAAAUAACUCUCCCACAAUCUUACUUCUCAAAGGUACAAGGCUUGUGUGGUAACUUCAACGAUAAUUAUAAAGAUGAUCUGUCCUUGCCCAAUGGUACAAUUGUCAGUGUCACACAGUUUGGAAAUAGCUGGAAAGUGGAAGAAGACAGUGAUGCAGGUUGCUUAUCAGACUCAAGAGAAGAUGAUGUUCCUCCUUGCACUGAUGAGAAUAAACCAAUCAUUGAAAGCCAGUGCAAUGUCCUAAAAUCAGACAAAUUCAAAGCAUGUCAUGAUCUGGUGGAGCCUGAAGACUUCAUAAAAAUCUGCACCUAUGACAUGUGUCAGUAUGAUGGCAUGAAGUCUGCUCUUUGCGACAUAGUUCAGUUCUAUGUGGACACCUGCAGGAAUCAAGGCAUCACCAUUACAUGGAGGAAUAGCACAUUCUGUCCAUUGCCCUGUCCAUCCCACAGCCAUUACACGGCCUGUGCCUCUGCCUGCCCAUCAACAUGCAAUGACAUCUUUGCCUCAUCCCUUUGUGAGAAGACAGACUCAUGCACAGAGGGCUGUGAGUGUGAUAAUAAUUAUGUGCUCAGUAAUGACAAGUGUGUUCCACUCAGCAACUGUGGCUGCAGGGACGAUGACAACAAUUACUACAGUGCUGGGGAUACCUGGAUUACUCCGCACUGCACCAAAAGAUGUGAAUGUCAGCAGAAUGGUGUCAUCAAAUGUCAGAGUUAUGGAUGUGAUUCUAAAGAAACCUGCGUGAUCAAAAGUGGAAAAUACAAGUGCAAUCCAACAGGUUUUGGGAAGUGCCGGAUCAUAGGCGAUCCACAUUAUAUCACAUUUGAUGGUUUGGUGCACCACUUCCAAGGGAAAUACACGUACAUUCUGACUCAGACCAUCCCUGACCUACCUGACACUCUGACACAGUUCAGUGUUGAAGGCAUGAACUAUCCUCUUCGUCUGAAUCGACGCAUCACUUACCUGAAAGAGGUCAUCAUCAACGUUUACAAUCACGAAGUGCGAUUCAGGCAAGGCAAGCAGAUACUGUUGGAUGGUGUAAGGGUGAGAGCCCCUGUUCGUCCUCAUGACGGUAUUCGUAUCUAUCAGAGGAUAACAAGAAUUUACCUGGAGACAGAUUUUGGCUUAUACCUGAGCUUUGAUGGUGAUCAAAAUGCAGAUAUAAAGCUGGCCAACACCUACAACAACAGAGUAGAAGGUUUGUGUGGUAACUUUGACGGGAGAUCUAGAAAUGACUUCACAAACCCAGAUGGUGUUUGGCUGAAGAAUGUGAAUGCAUUUGGUGAGAGCUGGAAGGUUCCUGUGAAAAGAACCUCUCGUUUCAGCCGAGAAGCUGUUGUGGAAGAUGAGAGUGAUGAGGAACCAGAUACAGGGCUCUAUCAAGGCUGCAGUGAAAAUGAGCUGAUGCAAGAAAACAGCACUUCUAAAUGUCAAAUCCUGACUGCAUUGGACGGUCCUUUUGCAAAUUGUCAUUCUGAAGUCCCACCAGAGCCCUACUACUCGAGCUGUGUCUUUGAUAUGUGUGUGGAAGAAGAUGCUGCUGAGACGUUAUGUCGCCAUCUGAAAGAGUACGUGCUUGCUUGUCAGGAGCAAGGAGUCGAUAUGGAAGGCUGGAGGCAACAGACUGCUUGUGAGAUGUCGUGUCCAUCCAACAGCAAAUACAACUCAUGCAUGACUGCAUGCCCAGCAUCCUGCAGCGACAUGACCAGCCCCUCCGAGUGUGAAUCGCCUUGUGUUGAAGGCUGUGAAUGUCUCCCUGGCUACAUUCUAAGUGACUCUGACUGCGUGCCUUACAGAGAAUGUGGCUGCACAUACCUCGACAAAUAUUAUGAGAUUGGAGAAGAGUUCACCACUGAUGACUGCUCCCAGAAAUGCCAGUGCACAGAGAGCUCCACUGUCACCUGCACUAACAUAGUGUGUGGUUCUGAUGAAAUCUGUAACAUCGCAAACUACACUCGUGGGUGCUACAGGACUGGACCAUGUAUGCCAAGUCCUUGCCAGAAUGAUGGAAUUUGCUCUGAAACAACCAACGGUACCUCUGACAGCUACUACUGUGAAUGUACAGAGCUGUACACAGGACAAAGCUGCAACAUUGAAAGGAUAGAUGACGCCAGUAUCCCAGAGAGCAGUUCUCAGAGCAACACAGUUGCCAUCGCUGUUGGAGUUACAGUAGCAGUGGUUGCUGUUGUCAUUCUCAUCACCUCUACAGUGUAUCUCUUCAGAAGGAGCAGAAAGGCAGAUGCAAAUAUCAAUGCACGGAAUUCAGCUUUGCACAAGUCUGAGGAUACAUCAGGUGGUGGAGUACGUGAACACAAUUAUGGCUACGUAGUGAAUGCUGCAUUUGACCAAGAUGAACCCCGAAAUACAUACCUAUAGUUAGCAUGUUUUGUUUUGUUUUUCCCAAUUCAUAUGUAUUACUUUCUGCUCUUGUAUUUUUAAUAAUAUUUCCAACACUUUCAAAAUAAUAAAUAAAUAAUUGCAUUUA
This is a messenger RNA of Tympanuchus pallidicinctus (lesser prairie-chicken), 20860 nucleotides long. RefSeq lists its product as uncharacterized. Lineage: Eukaryota; Metazoa; Chordata; Aves; Galliformes; Phasianidae. Gene Ontology annotation, molecular function: protein binding. The transcript is spliced from 98 exons. The record is from RefSeq and is a predicted model, not a curated record. The coding region runs from base 46 to 20751 and encodes 6901 amino acids. Gene Ontology annotation, cellular component: membrane.